AAAAAGAAGGGGAGAAGGGGAGAAGGAAAGAAAGGAAGAACGGAAGAGAAAGGAAAAAAAUACGAGAAAGAGUAGUCAGAUCUUUUAGAAAGAUGUCCUUCUUCCUAGAAAUCUUUUUGUACAGAUGGGUGUAUCUUACUAUCUUAUCAAAGUAGGAGUUAUAAUCAGAGGGUGCUGAGUCAACAAGUUUAAAUGCAUUACAGACCAGGCUAUCCUUGUUUCCUAAGCACAUGCCACAUUUUCACAUCCCUGUUCCUCUUUCCUGGUGUUAUUUCUACAAUCCUCUAUCUUUUAAUGGCUCUUGUCAUAUUCUGUCUUAUAGAUUAGUCAUCUUUGUAUUUAUCUGUAAUGUUAAGUAUUUACUUGCCACGUAAGGAACAGGUCUAUGUAAUUUGGGGCAAUGCAUUUCAUUUCACUGGGCCUCACUAUGCACAUCUGUAAGUGGGAAAAUGAUAGCCACCUUGCUGAAACAGUGUAAGAAUUUUAUAAAGGAGUGUAUGACAUGCUUGCCAGAAAAACUAGCAUGUGGCCAUCAUCCGAUAUCCUUGUUGUUGUUACCACUACUGUUAUUAAUAUUCCCUUCUCUGCAGUUCUUUCCCAACAACAUUCUUCUUUGGGUCCUAGGCUGAUCUCAUUGAGUUCAUUAUCUCCUCAAGCAACAAACACAAACGCAGUGACUUUUCCAUAAUAGGAACUGAAUAAAAAGUAUAUUGACUCUUCUUGUGUAAGUCAGUAGGGUCUGUUACUUCCUAACGGAGAUCCUUACUUUGUUUCCUGGGAGUUUAGAAUAGUGGCUGCUUGUGGCCAGUGCCGCAUUCUCAUUUGGGUUCCCCACGGACUCCCCAACCACUGAGGAUUGCUCUUCCCAACAUCCCCAGAAGUGUCAGCUUAUAGUCCUGGUUCAUAUGAUUAAUGAGCUUGUUGUACCUCUGUCUGUAGCCUGAACUAGAAACUUUCACUUUGGAGAGCAGGUCAAGAUACUGAAUUUAAUUUUAGUUGUAUCUGUUAUAAGCCAAUUGUGUAUUCAUUACAUUUAUAGAUUCCCUCUCCAGCCGUAUAUUUUCAUGGCUGUUGAGAGCACCUGACUCUGUGUUGAAUGUCCUUAGAUUUUCCUUUGGGGACCUGAAAAUGAGGCAGUGAGGCAAUUUUGAUAGCUAGCUAUCAUCUUUGGCAUUUUUUUCCCUUUAUAUCUAAUCUGGUCUGUUUGAAGAAGGGGGCCCAUUUAGGCUUUUUAUCUAACUUGAGUAUGGCAUGGUCAUUCUGUAUGAGUGAUGGCUAUGGUCAACGCAAUUCAUCUACACAUUUCUGUCUGUCCUGGCAUGCAACCACAUUCUCUGGCAAGGGGAAACUUCUGAAAAAUGGAAGUGAGAAAAUAACCAGAGGCUGGCCAGGGUAAAGAACCAGCGUUAAAUACACAGGUUCAGCUGUAGUGCCGUGGCAUGCAAGGUGGACUCGGGGUACGUACGGACCUCACUGGUCCUUCCAGCGAAUGAUGAGAGCAUGUUAAAGGAGCAGAUCACAUGACUGUGGCCACGAGAGAGUGACAGUAGGGUAUGCUCAAGUCAGAAAGAAUGUUGCAUCUUACCCAGCCAAAAGUUCCAUUUCUUUCCGAGUGUGCUGGUAUUCCAGAGGGGAAAGGGUCACAUUUAGUAGAACUGGUAAUUCAAUAAAGGGCUCUCACUUUGCCAGAGUAAUGGGGUUGGCAUCAAGAGAAGAAAGUUUUGCAGAUUUCUGUGUGUGCACUUGCUGUUACUGGUGUUCCUGGUGGGUGGCUGAAUCAUCCUGAUGGUAUUCAACAGGAACCAGCUGCUGAGAAUAUUAAAAUGCAAGCAUUUAUUCCUCCAGAGAGACAGUAGCAUCUGCAGAGUUUUCCUAUCUUGAUAGUACAGAUAAUCCCAGGGAGCAUUCUCUAGUAGUUUUAACUUUCUAUUUAUUUAUACUUUUUUUUUUUUCAUCAUUAUUGUCAGUAUCUCAAGUUCUAACUAGAGAGAAGAACGCCUGAGUCCACACCAGGUUGUCGAGACAGAUAGUAAGCACUUAGCCCGGGACACGGUAUAGCCUCUGGGGCUUUACCCUGAAUUUGGAUUCUCAAGAGGAAAAAUGGGCAUUGCCCUCCCUUGGCCCGUCUUCACGGCAAAGAGCCGCCCAGAAUCCUAGUCCUCAGUGAGCCACACUGGCAGGAAGGAAAAGCCUCAGACCUCCCCACUCUCAAGGCAGGCUUCUUCUUUGGAGCUUUCCCUUUUACUCAUAAAAAUUGUGAAUUUGUUGCUUUCCCUGUGUGAUUUGUUGUUGUUACUGUUGUUUUGAGCUAGCAUCAACAGUUGGGGGAAAUGGAGGUGCAGGAAGGCGGUUUGGACUCAGUAAUCUACUAGGUCUUUUCCAUCUCUAAUAUUUAUGAAUAAUGUAUUGAACUGAUGGGAAAAUGUUGAAUAUGUUCAUUAUGAAUUAUAUUCACCGGCGUGUUGCCUGGAAUAUAAAAGAGCAAAGCCGUUGCAGCAUAACUAGUUCCUUACAAUAAAUGUACUGGUACGACAGAGCUCUGUGUCCCUUCCUGGCCCAUUGUGUGUCGUCCCCACGCACACACUCUCCACGUCUGAGUGGCAACUGCAGACUGGGUACCUGAUGGGAUGACAGCCAGCAAGGUUCUGAGGACACGGAGGCCACCCUCUGCGAAGCCUGGGUCCUAAACAGAAGCAGCUUUCUUGAUCAUGUUGAUAAUGCCGUGUCCUCCAGGAGGACUCACCGAAGCUGCCUUCGCACAGCAGAUGGUGCUUAGGGGCUAGUGUGCUGCAGGGGUGAGAGCUCUUAUCACCAAAAAAUAGACUCAUAAUUCUGUCCCUUCGUUAAAAUAAAACAAAACAAAAAAACCUUCGUAUGGAUAACCACUUUGUCAGCUGUGUUACAUUCUGAUGAUAUAAAUGAGUGAGAACGGCAGAUAUUUCAGAAUUAAGUAACUUACUACAUUUAACUUCAAAAUUCAUUAUCUAUGUUCUUCCCUCUUGGUUUUCUUUCACAAUUAUGUUUUGUUUAGGUUGUAUUUAAAUAAAAUUGUAUUCCCUACAAAUGUACCAGAUAACGUUGGGAAACAUUAACCAGAAGCAUGAGAAGUGGCAAGAAACCUAAGAUAGUUUUAUUCCCACAAAUAGUCAACAAAAGAGGUAAUAAGGAGUUUAAAAAGAAUACCAAAAUAGUCUUUCCCUGGCCAAAUAACAGUCAGGCCCUUUUUUUUUAAAUCAAAUACAGCACCGUAAGUGACAUGCAAAUAUGUACCAAAAUAGAGAAAGACUAAGGUCAGGACUUAGAGGAUGCAGCCUUAAUGUACAGUGGAGAGCAGCAAGUUGAAGCAGAAAGAGGCAGCGAAAGCUCUGACCCUUUUUUGGGAUGCCAAGAGAACAACAAGUGUAUCGAUGAGCAGAUCUUGCCUCCAAAAGCCCUCGCUCCUGUUAUAUCCCUUCAGAGCUCUGGACUAGCUCUUGUGAAACGGGAGUCCGAGACCUCACUUGUACCAACUUCCAUGAGGGACAUUAACUCAAAUCCACUGUCCCAGCUUUAUUUACCACUAUUUUGUUUAUUUUAUUUAUCUCUAUUUUGGAGGUAAUUUUUUUUUUUCUUAUGCCCUCUUGAGAACUAAAACCCAUUAGAGCCCAUGAAGAGCAAGGAUAAACAUACAGCAGCCACAUUUAUCAAUUGUUUAUAAUAAUCUCAGAGGGAAGAGAUAGUAAGGAAGUAUGAGAAAGAGAAGAAAGAGUUAAACUUUUUUUGGAAAAUUGCCUUGCCCCACCUUUCAAUCAGGUAGCCUGAAAACAAUAGUGGCUGCCUGAUUCCAGAGUGGUAUAACAUUGAGAGCAGUUGUGAUGGCAGGAAGGGGGGGGGGGUCCCCCAGCUCCACCUUUCCUAACAGGACAAAUCAUUUAACCCAGCUAUGUAAUAGUGCAUUUGUCAAAUAAAUAGAAAACCAUCUAUCCUCAUCUCCCUCACAGCGGUAUUGCUAAGGCUGAUUGUACACAUGUAUAUAAAUGUAUAUAUUAUAGUUAUCUAUUUACAGCAGGGGAGAACGAUUUAAAAAUAAACAAAUCGGGAUUGCAUAUAUGCAACUGUUGCGAAGGUCAAUCACUUUUUUUUGUAAAGACCUUCUUAGCUAAUUACCAGUCGUUAAAACACUUGCAAAUGAUGACUGAGCCUCUGUCACUUCUGUGAAAUGGAAGACUUUUGGAAAUCUAAGCAUGAUUAUAGAGAUUCAAACACAUUUCUAUCUACUUAUGGACCCGUGUGGCCUUACUAAAGUCAGUACAAGCCUACUAAGCAAAACAAAUGAUUAGCUUUGCCAAUAGAUAGAGUAAAAAAAAAAAAAAAAAUCCUAAAUCAAGGUAUAGUAUAAAAGUACAAUUCUGGCUGUAAGAAUGAACUUGUUCUCUAUAUUAGACAGUUAUUUUUUAGAAAAUGGGACAAGGAUAAGGAGAGGAUAAGCUUUAACCUAUACAGACAUUCUAGGCAUCUGCCGAGGCUAUGGGUCUGUCCCAAUGAGAGUCAGACUUAGUUUAUAUAAAGCCCCUAAGAUCAUUGGAAAAGAGGCCACUUUCAUCUAUUUUGUACUGCUACUGUACUUUUGGGUUCAUUUUGCUGCUUUUUCAAUCUCUGCUUCCUAUACAUAGACCUCAGUGGAAUGGCAAUGACUUGGCAGGGGGGUGGGGGAGGGAGACAGGUGAAGAUAAAUAAAUGUGAUAUUGUUAACAUGAUAGGUACCCUCUGCUAGCUUUUCUCUGGUCUGUUACAAGCAUCCAGGAAAGAGAAACUGGCUUCCAUGGAAAGUGAAGUCACAGUUCCAAUUUAGCACAAUAAGGAGAGAGAGAGGGAGAAAACAUACUGUUAGUGAAACAAGGAGUUUCUACUGGGCUAUGACCAGGUUCUCCUGUUUCUUGUAUUUUUCCCCAAACUGAAAAGAGUCAUUGUGGUAAUUUACCUGUGCUUUGAGCCUGUGUGCACUUGUUCAAGAACUGCUCAAGGUAAGGCUAGAAAGAUAUCAGGGACAAGACUUACUUACAUCCAGGAAACUCCGCUUCUUUUUAGUAACUUCUGCUUGUUUUGUUGUGUGUGUGUCUGUGUGUGCAUGCGUGUGUGCGUGUGUGUGUGUGUGUGUGUGUGUGUGUGUGUGUGUGUCUGUGUGUUUUCCCGGAAAUUUGUGUUUUCAGAAACUAUGUGUCAAUUCCCAGACAUUGAUAUCCUGGGCAUCUUUGGGUUGUGACAGAAGUGGGGAUUAGUGCCUGUGACAAGUGUAGCAGAAGCCAGUGCCGUUGCAAUCUAUCAAACAUGUUGGCAGACCCCAGAUUUUUCUGAUCCUUGCUGCAGGAUUCCUUUGCGUCCUUACCCUAGGAAGAGAGAAUUGACUGAGAGUUUUGAGAGCAGGAGUGCACCUUUCUUAAUUUUGGUCUUGGUAAUUAUGGGACUGCCUUGGCUUCAUGAAAACAGUAACUGGAAUCAGGACCACCUUCCUGGGACGCACAACCUUCACAGUUGCUCAUGGUCCCAUGAUUAAGAGGGCCAUAUGCUUGGUUUAAUGCUCUGCUGUUGCUGUCUUGAAAUUCUUAAUGGUUUUUGAAUAAGGGGCCCCACAUUUCCAUUUUGCCUUGAGCCCUACAAAUUAUGUAGCUGGUCGUAUGUGGAAUUUCAGUUUUCCUGGCAUGCCCACUGAAGGUAACAGGCACAUGUCUUUUCUUACUGAAAAUGAUCCUCUUUUCAUCAGAAGCUAAUUCUUGUGUUAAACUUGGAAGAUUUCUGUCCAUAUAAUGUGGUUCCGAAGAACCCAUCACUCUUUCCAUCCUCCAGACAACUCGAGAUGAUUAUAAUCAAGAUGGUCUUGUCUUGUAAUCAGAAACUCAGUAGUCUUGUCUCAGCCAAGUAUCUUUUCGCUAGAGGUUGAUACUUGGAAGAAAUAGUUGUGGUAGUGAAGUCUUUGCCCUUUAUUGGGUGAUUAAAAUAGGUGUCAACCACUACAUUGAGACUGAAAAAAGAACAUGGAACAUUUAGGUUAUCUUAGACUAGGACUUCCCAAGCAUUAUGCUAUUAGACACAACAGGGUAUUCUAAAAACAAGUUGAUCUCCCUGGGCUUCUCUGACCCUGGGCUUCUGUCUCUUAGCCUCCCACCGUUGCAGGCCACUAGAGCUCUGUGUUCCAUCCUUCUUACUUCCUCUCCUGCCUUCAGCCCAUAGCAAUGCUUUCAUCCUUCUUGCUGCAAAUUGGCAUCAGAGGGAUGAAGUUCCUCUCUUUAGUCUAUUUAAGGCACCUAAUAAUAAUGAUUUUUGCUAAAUUUUGUACAUACACACCAACCCCUGUUACCACCUCGAGGAGUGUGAACGACAGAAUUUUAAGAUGGGUCUGGAUUAGACCCCCUGGAGAUUCAUGGACCUGUCCACAGUGAUAGUCGUUAGAACCAGGCUUUCACCAGAAGAACCCAAGUCUCCGGAGUCUUAGCCAGAUGCAGCCGCUCUCUGUUCCCUGCCCCAAUGAACAUCUGCACUAGGCCCAAGCCUUGGAGUGAUUUACCUGAAGAGUGACACCAUUUAUUUGGAAACUACUAUGAGGAAACUGAAGCCCAGAGAGGUGAAGUGAGGUGCCCAAGGCCACACAGCAAGUUAGAGGCACAGCUAGUACCAUAGCUCAAGUCUCCUGACUCCCAGUCCAGUGCUCCUCCCAUUACUCCACGGGUCCUGUCUCUAAGCUUCCUGACAAAUGCUAGAACGGAAGAAACCCAAGACAGCUGAAAACCAGAAGGCAUCUGAGGAGAAUGAGAUUACUCAGCCGGGUGGAUCCAGCGCCAAGCCGGGCCUUCCCUGCCUGAACUUUGAAGCUGUUUUGUCUCCAGACCCGGCCCUCAUCCACUCCACACAUUCACUGACAAACUCUCACGCUCACACCGGGUCAUCUGAUUGUGACAUCAGUUGCAAGGGGAUGACCGAGCGCAUUCACAGCAUCAACCUUCACAACUUCAGCAAUUCCGUGCUCGAGACCCUCAACGAGCAGCGCAACCGUGGCCACUUCUGUGACGUGACGGUGCGCAUCCACGGGAGCAUGCUGCGCGCACACCGCUGCGUGCUGGCAGCCGGCAGCCCCUUCUUCCAGGACAAGCUGCUGCUGGGCUACAGCGACAUUGAGAUCCCGUCCGUGGUGUCGGUGCAGUCGGUGCAAAAGCUCAUUGACUUCAUGUACAGCGGCGUGCUGCGCGUCUCGCAGUCGGAAGCUCUGCAGAUCCUCACGGCCGCCAGCAUCCUGCAGAUCAAAACAGUCAUCGAUGAGUGCACGCGCAUUGUGUCGCAGAACGUGGGCGAUGUGUUCCCGGGGAUCCAGGACUCGGGCCAGGACACGCCACGGGGCACUCCCGAGUCGGGCACAUCGGGCCAGAGCAGCGACACCGAGUCGGGCUACCUGCAGAGCCACCCGCAGCACAGCGUGGACAGGAUCUACUCGGCGCUGUACGCAUGCUCCAUGCAAAACGGCAGCGGGGAGCGCUCCUUCUACAGCGGUGCGGUGGUCAGCCACCAUGAGACUGCGCUCGGCCUGCCCCGUGACCACCACAUGGAGGACCCCAGCUGGAUCACGCGCAUCCACGAGCGCUCACAGCAAAUGGAGCGCUACCUGUCCACCACCCCCGAGACCACGCACUGCCGCAAGCAGCCCCGGCCAGUGCGCAUCCAGACCCUGGUGGGCAACAUCCACAUUAAGCAGGAGAUGGAGGACGAUUACGACUACUAUGGGCAGCAAAGGGUGCAGAUCCUGGAGCGCAACGAGUCCGAGGAGUGCACGGAAGACACCGACCAGGCGGAGGGCACUGAGAGUGAGCCCAAGGGCGAAAGCUUCGACUCGGGCGUCAGUUCCUCCAUCGGCACCGAGCCUGACUCGGUGGAGCAGCAGUUCGGGCCCGGCGUGGCGCGGGAUGGCCAGGCCGAACCUGCCCAAGCCGAGCAAGCCACGGAAGCUCCCGCCGAGGGCGGCCCACAGCCGCACCAGCUAGAGACAGGUGCCUCCUCCCCGGAAAGAUGCAACGAGGUGGAGAUGGACAACACGGUCAUCACUGUCAGCAACAGCUCCGACAAGAGCGUCCUGCAGCAGCCUUCCGUCAACACGUCUAUCGGGCAGCCAUUGCCAAGUACCCAGCUCUACUUACGCCAGACAGAAACCCUCACCAGCAACUUGAGGAUGCCUCUGACCUUGACCAGCAACACACAGGUCAUUGGCACAGCCGGCAACACCUACCUGCCGGCCCUCUUCACUACCCAGCCCGCGGGCAGUGGCCCCAAGCCUUUCCUCUUCAGCCUGCCACAGCCCCUGGCAGGCCAGCAGACCCAGUUUGUGACAGUGUCCCAGCCUGGCCUGUCGACCUUUACUGCACAGCUGCCAGCGCCACAGCCCUUGGCCCCAUCUGCAGGCCACAGCACAGCCAGUGGGCAGGGCGAAAAAAAGCCUUAUGAGUGCACUCUCUGCAACAAGACUUUCACCGCCAAACAGAACUACGUCAAGCACAUGUUCGUACACACAGGUGAGAAGCCCCACCAAUGCAGCAUCUGUUGGCGCUCCUUCUCCUUAAAAGAUUACCUUAUCAAGCACAUGGUGACACACACGGGAGUGAGGGCGUACCAGUGUAGCAUCUGCAACAAGCGCUUCACCCAGAAGAGCUCUCUCAACGUGCACAUGCGCCUCCACCGCGGGGAGAAGUCCUACGAGUGCUACAUCUGCAAAAAGAAGUUCUCCCACAAGACCCUGCUGGAGCGGCACGUGGCCCUGCACAGUGCCAGCAACGGGACCCCUCCCGCGGGGACACCGCCCGGCGCCCGCGCUGGCCCCCCGGGGGUGGUGGCCUGCACGGAGGGGACCACUUACGUCUGCUCCGUCUGUCCCGCCAAGUUUGACCAAAUCGAGCAGUUCAACGACCACAUGAGGAUGCACGUGUCUGACGGAUAAGUAGUACCUUUCUCUCUUUCUUACGAACAAAACGACAGAAAAGAAACAAACAAAAAAAAAGCUAUGGCACUAGAAUUUAAGAAAUGUUUUGGUUUCGUUUUUACUUUCUGUUUUUGUUUUUGUUUCGUUUCAUUUUGUACUACAUGAAGAACUGUUUUUGCCUGCUGGUACAUUACAUUUCCGGAGGCUCGGGUGAAUGAGAGUUUUCCCAGCCUCCCUCGGAUGGUGGCCUUAAGGCCUGGUAGUGCUUCAGGAGGUCCACUGGUUGGAUCUCUCGCUACUGGCCUCUAAAUACAACCCUUCUUUACAAAAAAAAAACAAAACAAAAAACAGAAAACAAAAAACAAAAAAAAACAAAAAAAAAUCUUUAAAAAAAAGUAAAAAAAAUUUUUUUUUUCACUUGUGAAGAGCACUACAAAAAUAUAUAACAAAAUCUAAAAGGCCUACUGUCUUUAAGUACACCGCUUGCAGUGUUUCAGUGGACAUUUUCGCAAUUCUGGCCGCUUGGACUUCACAGUAACCAGUUAAAACUGUGGAAUAUCCCUUCUGGUUGAAAACCCAGAGGAAAGGCCCUGCUGUUUUCCACCUACCACAUUGUCUGAUUUCAUAAAAGGGCUGGGGGGUGGGGGGGCUGGGAAGGGCAGUGGGUCCGGUGGUGUGGGGAAGGCAAGUGGCAGGCUUCUCCCCCAGAUGCUGCCCGCACCCACGCACCCCGGCCCACCUCCUUCCUGUCCCCCCUUUCGGCAGAAGCCAGGAAGACUUGGACAAGCAUCAAGCAACAGUGGCUAUCGUAUUUAUUCAGUGUCUUCGCUGAGCCACAGCCUCAGCACAAUCAAGAGGGACUUUCAUGAAAGGCAGGAAUGCAGAUAAAACAAAGAUACCAGAGGUUUGCACCUACGUUUCUAGGUACAAGAGAAGGAUUAUUUCCCACAAUCUUUGCAAAAAACAAAAACAAAAAAAAAGUGUCAGGAUAUAUUCUUGUGGAAGAGAAAAAGAAAGAGAAAUGGAGGGUGGGGGGGAUAAUAAAAAGUUCUUGAGGCUUUUUUAAUUCAAAUUUUAUAGAGGGGCAAAAGUGACGUUUACCAGAUAGAAUGCUGAUUUUUUUAAUAUAUUUACAACAGUAUUUGUGUAAAAAAAAAACAAAAAAAAAGCGAGAUUGUUAAAAGUAAUUUUCUUUUUCGUUUUGGUUUUGCAUACACUGCCACCAAUCCCUUCUCUUUUAUUUUAUUUCACACACAUAUAUAUAUUUUUUGGUAAGUCAAGACUGUUAAGGUUAGCGAUACUGCUUCCAGAUAGAAAGAAUCAAAGGCAAUUAAAGUUAUAUUUGAAAGAGAGGAAGGAUAUUUUCUUCAUAUUUUUUUUAAUUUUUUCUUAAUUUUUAUUAUUUUAAGUAUUGCCUGGGUUGAUGAGGGCCCCUGUGGCCAGCCCAUCCCUGCUGUAAUUUGAACUGCUGCUUUGUAUUUUGAUAUGUAGUUCUUUGACUUUUAGCAAGCUUAAGUUGCUCCACUGACUUUUUUUUUUUUUUCAACUGAUCCAUCUAGAAUUCUGUUCUUUUUCAUGGGAAGACUUUAUCUUUCAGAAACAGAUUUCUUGCUUCUCUAAAAGUUCAUUGAGGUCUUAUGAUUCUAGACUUUCCCUUGACUUUACUUCUUUUCUUGAAUGAAACACUAGUAGUCUAGAGGUCGUGACAAAUGGGUUUUCCUUUCGUGGGCAGCCAGGAGGAGGAGCUCAUGCCUCCUCACAGCUGCAGAGAGCAGAAGCCUGGUAUAGAUCAGGAUGCCUUGAUGCCAAAAUUGCUUUCUUCCUUCCAAAUACCACCUUCUGACUACUGCCACCAUGGUGAGAGGGCUAAGUAAGAUGAUCCUCCUUUAGAGGGUAUAUUAACCCUUGCUUUCUGGAAAGGUUUUAAGGAAAUUAACAAAAAUUUCUCGGAUACCAACAUCCAUCAUUCAGAAGGCCACCAGUUCAUUGCAUCAUCCUAGAUGCCACUCUCUCUUCCUAGUUGGGAUUUCUCUCCUCGGUCCUGAGCAAAGUAUUGUAACAGGGAUUUUUCCAUUCUAGACAGUGUUCAGAAGGGACUGCAACUCAAAUAUGAGAAUUCUUAAACCUAACAAAAACUCCAAAGGUGAUUUUAUUGCUGGGCAUGGUUUAAUACUCUUAAGGGGGAAAAGGAAACCUUUAAACAAAGCAGAAACACCAAACUGUAAUUUUAAAAAAGAAGCAAAGACAGAAUUUUAAUUUCAAAAUUACUGUGCAUUUUAAUUUUUCUGUCAGCAACUUAUUUGCAAAAACUGUACAACAAAUGAGAAAUCUUCCAAGGGAAGCAACUCGAUAGUGACUAAAUUGGUUUUACUCCUAUAUUUUAGAUAUUAGUUAACUUGGAUCUUUUCCACAAGUUCUUGGUGAUGUUUGGUAGGGUUAGUGCAACUAGAGUGCAUGUGGGUUUUAUUUGGUCCUCUGAUCCUUAAAUCAGUAAUUAUUUUGCCAGCAGUUUAAUGUAAACUUGGAUAGUUAACUGAUUAUUGGGUAUCGCUCAUUGUGAUUUCUAAGAGGAGUCCUAUCAAGAACUAUGUGUCCAAAAUUGAUGUGUUUUAAAAGUUAGUGGGAACCAGCUUCAAAAUUAAGUCCAUUUUUCUCUUGCUAAUUCUGCUUUUUAAAAUAGCAGAGUUGUUAGGACUUUACUAUUUCCACUUACUAUCAACAGAGGGAGCACUAGUUAAUUAACCAUGUCUUGGGGCUGUUUUGGUACCUUGAAAGACAAGUCAUUCAACCCAUGAUAUAAAAAAGAAAAAAUUGACAUUAAGGAAAAAAGCUAUUUAAUCUAGAGGAAAAAUGGCAUAAAAUCCCUCAGCAUAUAUUACAAAUGAAGAAGGCCAAAAGCCACUUUAAAAUAUUUUCGAAUUUUUGACGGUAGCUGAUUUAAGAUCGUGUCCUUAUCCCAGCCUUCACAAAGUAAGGCAGAAUUUACAGUACCUCUAGAAAAGCUGAUCUUGGGUGCCAUUUUGGGCCGAAUUUUGGUAUCUGCUUCUCAAAUCAGAGGGAGACCCAUUUGCCUUAAUGUUGAUGUGCCACGUGAAAAGUGAAGCAAUUGGGUUAAAAUCAAAUCCACAUUUUGUUAUAGAACAUAUAGAGGAAAAAAUUCCAGUUGGGUUUGAAACACUAAUAUUCAUCCUUUCCCUUCAAAUGAAGUAUCUCUUUUUUAAAAAUGUUGGAGAACUCCCAGAGAAUUCUUGGUGAGGUGAUGCAAUCAUUAUAAGCACAUGGAUUCUCCAGGUUUGCAUAGCAGUAGACUUUGUCUUACCGUAUGUCUAUUCCUCUCAAAUAUUCAUAGUCUAAAAUAGUUGAUAGACUUGUUCUCUGGGGAGAGGGAGCAGUUAGACUGCAGUGAAAGGUCUAAUCUAGGGGGGAGCAGUGAACUUGCUGUGGGGUCAUUACUGUAUUUCUGACCUCCUGAAAGGGUGACUUUCCCAACUGAUAUAAACCAGACUAGACCUAUUUCAGAAGGAUAGAGAUGCUUUUAGGUUGCCAAUCCUUACUUUUAAAUUCAAUAAUUACCAACAUUUUAGGAAAUGGGGAAACAUAUUUUGCUUCAAGAAUAGAGGAUGAACAUGAAUCCUUUUAUUUUUUAGUUUCAAAUCCAACAAUCUUCUUACAUUUAGAACUUCAUGCUAGGAUGCUAUGAGUGCUAAAAAAAAUUUUUUUUUCAGUAGUCAGGGGAAAAAAUAGAUAAAAUGGAAGCAAAUGUUCCAGAUUUAAGACCUCUUAAGAUGAAUACAGGGAACAAGAACUGGUUUGGAAAAGAACCUUUUUUUUUUUUUUAGUAAUUUAUGAUUUAAAAGUAGGUUAGCUGAACAAGGGAAAGGAAAAAAAGUCAAAGGGGAAUAUUUAUGUCAACUCAUUUAGAUACAGUUUAUGAAAAAUAAAAUUUCCCAGCUCUGAAAACAUUGGUAGCAUCUUAGCGUGGUAGGCAACUUUCCCCCUAUUACUACAAUAAAUGCCAAUAUUUGUACCAAAAAAAAAAAAAAAAACCCAAGUGGCAAAAUAUGGCCCCCCAAAAGGAAAGAAUUGGAACGGAUGGAUCUAAUAUAAAUCUACAUGUGGGAAAAGGUUAAGAAAUAAGCCAGGAAAAAAUAGUUUGAAAUGGAAGUCUCGAUAUCAAAAAGGCUUUUACUAUAUAUUUUAAUUGAGUUGUAAACUUUAGCUCCUAAUAAUAGUUUAUAGACUUUUUCCUGCCCAAACUCCUAACUCUCUGAAACUGUCUGUGCCGUGAGUAGGUGUGACAGAUAACUUCCUUCUCGUAUUCCAGCUCUGGCGUAUUCCUUCUUCAUAGGCAUCUUGGAGGUCACAGUAGCUCCCAGGCUUAGAAGAAAAGACUUGCAUUUGCUUUGUUGAAAAGUCAUGGGUUUUAUUUUGUAUCAUCCCAAUAUUCUUUAAGGACCAAGAAAACCCUUUGGAACCCAUGAACAGUUAGAAUUUGUGCAGUCUGAUAGGAGAAGAAGAAAGAUUUCCUUUGGCUAUGUGUGUUUCAAGUAAGUCCUAAUGCUUUGACUUACAUGUACCUCCAUCAUACAAGCAUACCAACAGUGUGUACCCAGACCUUACAUACCCCAAAUCUGUUUUCCCUCAGCAGUUCCCUCAAAUGAGGCGUGCUCCUUAUAAAAUCCCUCAGGUCCCCAACAGAACAGAAUAAAGGUUCAUGUUGCUUCCUAGAUGUGCUUCCUCCAUAAUGCGCCCAACACCUGUUGCCUUUAGGAAAGGGAGCAGUGAGCUAGAUCUGGGCAGGGUUCAUACUCAACAUGUCCAUUCAGGAGCUUUCCUCCGUUGUUAUGGAAGAUGUUACUUAAUUAGCUGAGGCUGGGAGAAGAGGGUAUGUGAUUCUGCAGAGAAGGUAUCAGAUAACCAAAUCAGGUCUGCCUCUGCUAUGCAAAAAGAAACAAAACGGAAGGUACAAUUUAAGAGCAGACACAACCUGAGAUGCCCUUGGGCUUUGGGAGAAGGGAGGGUGCCCUUUCUGCUGCGACCUGACUCUUAAAAGAAAUCUCCUGAAAGAAUUCUUUAAUUUAGUAAUGAGUUGAAGUCCAGGGUAAUGGAAGCCGUGGGGAAGAGAACAAAAGGACUGCAAAGUGUAUUCAGCACCCAAUAAUGCGAAACCAAAAAACAUCCAAUCGCAACACUAGGAACUUUGGCAAGAAGUAUUUAGAGAAAUCUCUGGGCUUUCCAUGGGUAGUGGGGUCGACAGACUUUCUUUUGAGUGAUUUCUGGCUCUGAGAAACCUCUUUACUCACUAGAAAAGAACUUUCUUUAAAUGGCCAAUUUUAUCCCCCAGAAAAAGAAAUUUAAAAAAAAAUAAAAUAAAAAUAGGACACUAAA
Messenger RNA from Mustela erminea (ermine), 14323 nucleotides. RefSeq names its product zinc finger and BTB domain containing 20 (gene ZBTB20). The transcript is spliced from 6 exons. Gene Ontology annotation, molecular function: RNA polymerase II cis-regulatory region sequence-specific DNA binding; protein binding; DNA-binding transcription factor activity, RNA polymerase II-specific. Gene Ontology annotation, biological process: regulation of cytokine production; negative regulation of transcription by RNA polymerase II; regulation of immune system process. The coding region runs from base 6728 to 8953 and encodes 741 amino acids. The record is from RefSeq and is a predicted model, not a curated record. Lineage: Eukaryota; Metazoa; Chordata; Mammalia; Carnivora; Mustelidae.